GGAAGCAGCUGCUGUCAUCAAAAUCAGUGUGCUCGUAGAGACGACAAAAGCAUCAUGGCGACGAGAGGAUCUAAAUACAGUGGGAAAAAUUUGAUAAUUCAAGCUAGAAAUGACGGAUCUCGGCAGUAUUAUGAGCACGAUGACAGAGGAAUGGCUCGUAGCAGUGGAGGUGGUGGUGGCCGAGGUAACUUUAGGUACCACAAUUCUGGAGGAAGGUACCGAGGAGGAAGAGGAGGACGAGUGUGGGAUGCUAACUGGGAAGAUGGCAGAAGUAACCGUUUCCCUGAGGGACACUGGCGUGGCAACAAGAGGGGUGGCAGCAGAGGAGGCCAUGGCCCACGCAGACCUCAAUACAAAGAUGAUGAUACAGAGAUGACUGGCUCUAGGGAGAAGAAUCGGCGCCAGGAUCAGUACAAGCGGCGUGGCGGUCGACCUCAUGUUAACAAUACCAACAACAGGAUGGGCUGGUACAAAGCAAUGAUAAAAGACGGUGUUAACUACGACCGCCAGGAAGUUUUGGAAAACAUCCGAUCUCUUGUCCAUGAGCCGUUCAUCCCAGUGCUGUAUGAGGUGGAAGGGAGGUCCUUGGUGUUCUACCUGGAGGACAAUGGCCCUGCUGUUCAGGCCAUCUCUGAAAUAAGCCGCCGGCUCACUAUGUCCAAUGGCGAUAAGCUAACCAUUUUCUUCAACCGCUCGCCUCCACCAAACAGGCCCCUCACUCAAGCACAGCAAGAAAAGGUGAUGCAAGUCAUGAGUGCUCACUACUCACCUGAGAUGAAAAGGCUUGACCUCAAGAACUUUCACAAUGACACCACAUUGGUCAAGGAGAGCAUCUUCUGCCCCUUGUACCGACAGCCCAACAUGCAGAUUGUUGUGAACAUCAUCAUGGAACACAUCCCACAUGUAGAAGAAAUUGACCUCAGCCACAACAAAAUUACUUGCUUAGAUGAGCUGGAGCGCCUUAUGUCAUCCUGUGUCAACCUCCAUCGACUCAGCUUGAAAAAGAAUAAGCUUACCAGCCCAGACUCCUUGGAUAAACUUUCUGGAAUGCAGAUUACUGAUCUUACCCUGGAAGACAACCCUCUCUGUGACAGAUUUCGUGACACAGAGAGCUACAUCAGUGCUGUGAGAAAGCGGUUUCCGAAGGUAUUGUACUUGGAUGGCCAGGAGCUUCCAAAACCAAUUGGAUUUGAAGUUGAUGAAGAGGUCACCAAAAUUCCUAAGUCUAUACCAACAUAUUUUGUUGAACCAAAUGCACAGAACCUGGUAACAGUGUUUCUGCAGGAGUAUUACAAGAUCUUUGAUGCUACAGACAGACUAAAGCUGCAGGAAGCAUACUCACAACAUGCAUUGCUAUCCCUGUUCACCUCACUGUAUAAUGCAGAAAACAGAAACCUUAAGAAAAUUACCAACAAUGAACGAAGGUACAAGCUGGUGGUGCAAGGACGCAACAACAUUGGCACGUUCUUGAGUUCCUUGCCCCAAACCAACCACGAUUUGAUGUCCUUUGAAGUAGAUGUUCCCUUAGCUGAGGCCAACCUGAUGGUUGUGGUGGUGAGUGGAGUGUACAGCCAAAUUGCAGACCGCAAUCCUCCCAUCCGCUCGUUCAAGCGCACUAUGAUCAUCAUCCCUGAAGGGAAUGGUUACUGCAUCACCAAUGAGCAGCUGUAUCUCACCAAUGCUACUGUUGACCAAAUUAAGAAAGCUUUUAAAGAGCCUCCAGCAAAGGACCCUCAGCCAGUUGCAGUACCUAAUGUAGAAGCACAGCAGAAAGAGACCAUGGUUUUGAAGUUUUCGGAGGCUUCUGGAAUGCUGCCAUGCUACUCCCUACAAUGUCUGGAGGAAAAUGGAUGGGACUUUGACAAGGCUGCUGCAGUGUUCACAAAACUCAAGGCAGAAAACAAAAUACCUCCUGAAUAUUUUCCACCAAGCCAACCCUAAAGUGUUAUAAAAUGGUUAGAUUCCAGUCAUCUGAAUAGUGUGUUUAUAUGCAAAUAUUUUCACCUGCACACACAUUUUUCCUUAUGUAUUUAGGAAGAUUUUAGAAAUAAGCUCAAGAAUAUAUGAACAGAAUGGAAACAUUUGAAAUAUAAAAUGCUACAAAGUGAGCCUGAUAGACCCGUCCGGUGCCAAAACAAAACUUUUGCCCUUAUGUCAUCCAUGCUGUUUUUUACCCACCUGCAUAGAGAAGGAUGCAGUUUUAGUACCCACAUAACUUCUUACUUGAUCUGUUUCAAGUUAAAAGCAGCGUCCUGUAAGCCCGUGGUUGAUCAAUGAAGUAUGUUUGUCACCUGUGGACUUCACUGUCUUUUUAAGGGAGGUUUCCUGAUUAUUGCAGACGAUCUAAAGAUUUUGUGAUUUUGUGUAAAUAGUUACUCCUAAUUCUUUUGUGGUAUGGGGCAGAGUGGAAAGUAUUCUAUAACUAUAAAUUUUGUGAUGUAUGUAUGUAAUACAUGUACCAGUUAAGUAUGUGUAUAAUUUUUCUUACUUUUUUAUGGUCUUGAUAUCUUAUUGCAAUCAUGAAUAUGAAUGUAUAUUCAUUAUAAACAUGCACAUAAUAUAUACAUAUAUACAUUUUAGUUUAGUUAGAUCCUACUUAGAGUUCUAAUACGACAUUGAAUGAAUAUAUAUUUAGAGUUGCUCAUAUGCUUCUUGUGUUCUGUGGGAUCAAUAAUGAAUGAGUGUGUGGUACUUAAGGAAGCAGGAGUGCUGAGAUAGAACAGCAGCACACUCUUGCAUCUUUGCUAAGAGUCUAAUUUUUUUCUUGGGCUGCCAUUAGGAGCGGAGGAGUUGAGUACUCUUGAGAAUGGGUAGAGCUGUCGCUCACAGUUCAUAUUUUAUGUCACACUGAACUGUUUACAGUGUGAUAAUUCUUUGAAGUCAUGUCUAGAUAUUUAUGGAACCUGCAAUUAUUGGAGUUGUCCAUAUAUACAUAACAGCCUGGCACCUGACGGGUUAAGAAGAGCAAAUGAAAGGACAAGUGCCUCAAUCUAUUAUUAAAUUAUGAUCAAGGUGAUCUACAUACUGGGUUAGAUAUUUGAGAGGGUAUGGUUCUGUUGUGGUGCAGAAUGGGGAAAUGUGCUCUAUUGUUGCACCCUGAUGUGAGACAACUUACUAUGCUGUAUAGUUGAUUCUCCCACAUUGGUCAGUAUGGACUGAUCCUUGCCCCUAGAGGCCCAGAGGAUAAAAUAUGAGGGAGUGCAUGCAUGUAUUUUAUAUGAUUGUGAAUUCAAAUGUGUGCAUGUAGACACCCUGUCACAGCUUCCCUCCCUUAGAGGGUUGUCAACCAGAGAUUGGUAAGCAAUACUGAGAUCUUACAACUUAAUUUUAAUGGAACCUGAUCAGAUUGGGCAAACAUUAAUUUUAUUUUAAAAGUACCCAUCAAGUAUUUGCACAUAACAGAGCUAAGAUUCCAUUAUAUGCUCAUGUCAACCUUUAUACAUGUCAUCCAUAGAGGACUGGAGGGUCUUCAUCCAGAUUGAUGCCUGGAGGAACUGAUAAUACCUGUAUAUGAUGUGGGUCUGGCAAAACUACAGGAAUUUUUUUUUUUUUUUUUUUAAUGCAUUAUUUGUGUUUGCAAGAUUGCAUUUUAUCAGUUAUAACUUAUAAGCAAGGAUCUCACCAUGUGUGUGAAUGUGUGUUUUGUUGUGGCUAGAACUGGUAAUUUUCAGCAAGUUUGGUGUUACAUUAUGCCAGCAAUGUUAUUCACAACAAUCUCUUAUUUGUAAGUAAAAUAGGACAAGGCAAAAAAAAAUCUUCCUCAGUGGAUACAGUACAAAAUCAUGAAUUGUAUACCGUAGAUAAAAAAAAAAUAUGGUAAAUGUGAUUGCAUACACAAAUAUUUUGUGUAAACUGUUAUGUAGACAGGUGUGUUUAGUUGAUAAGCUGAUUCGGUGCAGGUUGCAGAACUGCAUUAGUCCAGUAGGAGGAUGUAAAUACAUAGCACAUUAAAUAUUCUACAAGAUCAUACUAUUUUCUCACUGAUCUUGAAGUCUAUAUUUCAAGAUAUUUAUAGGUAUUAUUUAUUAUUAGUUUUAUUUUAUUUUGAACUUUUAUUUAGUCUAAUUGGCAGAUAAUAGUGAAAGUUAAUGGAAGAGUGUUACGGGGUAUAGCAAAAAUAAGUCAAACAGAACAAAAACUUUCAAUUUACUCAUUUGUGUAUAACAAGACAAAUCAUCAUAUAGAAAUUGAAUUUGUUAGCUUAUUAUGCCCAGAUCUUCAUCCUUUAUAUUUGUGUUUGUCAGUCAAAUGAACAUUGUAUGUUUAAUAUUUACAUGCUCAUUUAUCUGUAAAUAAAUAUUAUUUUGUAA
Molecule: messenger RNA, 4310 nt
Organism: Scylla paramamosain (green mud crab)
Lineage: Eukaryota; Metazoa; Arthropoda; Malacostraca; Decapoda; Portunidae
Product: nuclear RNA export factor 1-like
Biological process (GO): poly(A)+ mRNA export from nucleus
Cellular component (GO): cytoplasm; nucleus
Molecular function (GO): protein binding; RNA binding
Source: RefSeq, a predicted model, not a curated record